UUUUAGAAGAAAGCAGAAAAUGAUGAAGUCCCAGGAGUCAGUAUCGUUCAAAGAUGUGGCUGUGGAUUUCACCCAGGAGGAGUGGCAGCAACUGGACUCUGCUCAGAGAACUCUAUAUAAGGAUGUGAUGCUGGAGAACUACAGCCACCUGGUUUCAAUAGGGUUUCCAGUUUCCAAACCAGAUGUCAUCUCCAAGUUGGAACAAGGAGAAGACCCAUGGAUCAUAAAGAAAGAGAUAUCAAAUUGGAUCUAUCCAGAUGAAAAUCAGGCAGAUGGGAGACAAGAUAUGAAGAGUGACCUUGACAACCCCCAAUCAUGUAUUUUGGGAUCUUUGUCCUUCCAUAAUAAGAUGCUCAAAGGAAUCACAAAGGAUGGUUCCAUAUACUCUAUUUUAAAAGUCUGUCAAGAUAAUGACCAGCUGCAGAGAUGUGAGGAAAACCAAGACAAACUUUUCAGAGAAGUCACAGUCAUCAGUAACAAAACAGUGAUGGUGGAUUCAGACCAUAAAUAUAAUGCACUGAGGAAAAUAUUUCAAGAGUGCAUAGGGACAGUUGAUUCAAGACAAAGAAGCCAUAACUAUGAUUCAUUUAAAAAGAACUUGAAACCUACUAUUGACUUGCCUAAUUGUAAUAAGAGCUAUUCAAGAAAAAAUCCUGAUGAGUCUAAUUCUAAUCUUGAGAAAAUUCACAGUGGAGUAAUAUCUUGUGAUGAUAAUCAGUGUGGAAAUAUUUUCAGCAGUAAACAAUCCCUUUUUCCAUAUAGGAAUGUUGAACCUAGGGAGAAAACCUGUGUAUGCAUUACAUGUGGAAAAGCCUUUGCUAAGAAAUCACAGCUUAUUGUCCAUCAGCGAAUUCAUACCGGAAAGAAACCAUAUGAUUGUGGUGCAUGUGGGAAAGCCUUCAGUGAAAAGUUUCAUCUCAUAGUACAUCAGAGAACUCAUACUGGUGAGAAGCCUUAUGAAUGUUCUGAAUGUGGAAAAGCCUUCUCUCAAAAAUCAUCACUCAUUAUACAUCAGAGAGUUCACACUGGGGAAAAACCAUAUGAAUGUAGAGAAUGUGGGAAAGCCUUUUCCCAGAAAUCACCCCUCAUUAUACAUCAGAGAAUUCACACAGGAGAGAAACCUUAUGAAUGCAGAGAGUGUGGCAAGGCAUUCUCCCAGAAGUCACAACUUAUUAUACAUCAUAGAGCUCAUACUGGAGAGAAGCCAUAUGAGUGUACAGAAUGUGGGAAAGCCUUCUGUGAGAAAUCUCAUCUUAUUAUACAUAAAAGAAUUCACACUGGGGAGAAACCCUACAAAUGUUCUCAAUGUGAAGAAGCCUUCAGCAGGAAGACAGAACUCAUUACACAUCAGUUAAUUCAUACUGGGGAGAAACCUUAUGAAUGUACUGAAUGUGGAAAGACCUUCUCCAGGAAGUCACAACUCAUCAUACAUCAGAGAACACAUACUGGAGAGAAACCUUAUAAAUGCAGUGAAUGUGGAAAAGCCUUCUGUCAGAAAUCACAUCUCAUUGGACAUCAGAGAAUUCACACAGGAGAAAAACCUUAUGUAUGCACUGAGUGUGGGAAAGCCUUCUCUCAGAAAUCUCACCUCCCAGGACAUCAGCGAAUUCAUACAGGAGAGAAACCUUACAUAUGUGCAGACUGUGGUAAAGCUUUUUCCCAGAAGUCAGACCUUGUUUUACAUCAAAGAAUUCAUACUGGAGAAAGACCUUAUCAAUGUGCUAUAUGUGGCAAAGCCUUUAUUCAGAAAUCACAACUCACUGUACAUCAAAGAAUUCAUAACAAUGGUAAAAUAAUGAACUGAACACAGAAAGGCCUUUACUAUUAGUUCAAGCCUUAAUAAAUCUAAAAAACUUGAUUAAUUUGACCAGAUUCUUUCUGGAAGACAUUUUUGUAGAUAAAGUUUUACAUGUUUGUAGUGUGAUCAUAUGUUUUUCAGCAACUAUUAAAGGACACUUAUUAAAUGGACAACUAUUAAAUAAGGGACAUUUUCAACAUGGCAUGUAAAUCUAAAGUCAUGAGCUAUAUGGUCAGUAGAACAAAUUAUGUACAUAGAAUAUUAUCAAGUUCCAUAUUUAUACCACAUUAACAAUGAUCAUUGUGAAAUUGUUAGUAUUAGAUUGGCAUAAAUUUGGCAACAUAGUAACUACCUAUAAAAGACAUAAGAGAGUUGAAUAAAACAAAAAAUUCAGUUCCUAGCAACUACACUAUUAGGAGACUUGGUAUGACCCAUAUAUACAUGUAAAAUUCUUACAUGUAUUUCAGUCUUACAAAGAUUGAAUUAUAGCUUGAUCAGAUUCAAUAAAGUUGAUUUUUAUGUGUUUUCCUAUCUCAUGCACAUAGUUGACUUGUAUCUCUGGAAGCAUGCUAGACCUUGAAAUUGAUGCUGCUUACCUGGGCACUCCCUGGGAAUCUGAUACCAAAGUCAAAUGGUCUUGGGUUUUAAUACUGGCUCAAUUACUCAGACUAUGUAGCUUCAAACAAACCUUCAGAACAUUUUUCUAUUUUUAUGUUGAAUCAUUUUUUUAACAUCAUUCUUCAUUUUGUACAUUCUUUCAUCUCAGUUGUAAUCCCUGUGAAUUUCCCACCAAGUCACCCAUGUUGUGUGCAUUCUCUGCACACAAUUUUGAUCCUAUUCCCCUAACC
Molecule: messenger RNA, 2646 nt
Organism: Condylura cristata (star-nosed mole)
Lineage: Eukaryota; Metazoa; Chordata; Mammalia; Eulipotyphla; Talpidae
Gene: ZNF300
Product: zinc finger protein 300
Exons: 4
Coding region: 20-1804 (594 amino acids)
Biological process (GO): regulation of transcription by RNA polymerase II
Molecular function (GO): RNA polymerase II cis-regulatory region sequence-specific DNA binding; DNA-binding transcription factor activity
Source: RefSeq, a predicted model, not a curated record